Molecule: messenger RNA, 963 nt
Organism: Peronospora matthiolae
Lineage: Eukaryota; Oomycota; Peronosporomycetes; Peronosporales; Peronosporaceae
Source: the annotation of a GenBank genome assembly
AUGAUCAAGCGCUUCCUUCUCUUCGUGCUCUUAAUCAGUCCAGGUGCUGUCAGUGACGCUUUACUGGCUCUUAAGGCCAGCACGGUGCCUGAUGGCACUAUUUCCGUCAACGAGCAGGCUGCGAAGGACAAGGUGCGCGGAAAACAAGCGCUCGAACCAAGCGAAGACAUAACUGCUGCUGCGGCUGGUGAAGAAAGAGCGCCAAUUUCGGUUCCUGUGCUGGAGGGGCAUUUGAAGGAUACUUCGGAGAAGAUGUACGACUGGAUUUCUCGGAUGGCGAGGAAGUCUGCAUUUUGGAAGAAGGCGAAGUCUGCCCUGACAAAGGAGGAGAAGGCUUUGCAGAAGGUUGCCUGGAGAAAGGUAGAAGAGGCCUCUUGUGUCACGGAGACCGCCUGGAGAAACGAUUUUGGGGAGAAAUUAGCUGAAUAUGAGAAAAAGCUGCAAAACGCUCGUGCUGCCUGGGAUAAGGAUAAAGCGGCCCGAAAGAGGAUUGAAGCAGCCCGAGAGACGAAUGAAGCAGCUUGGGAAGCAAAACUAGCAGCCACGGGUGACGAAAAAAUAAAAUCACUGUCCCUGUUGGCGAGGAGUGAUUUGUCGAAGGACAUCCGGAUGUUUAAGGACCUGGAAGCAGAAUGGCAAGCGAAAAAAAAUGCCUGGAUCAAAACAGAGACAGAGUUAAAGGCUGAUGUUCUCUCUACGAAAGUGCUAUUGGUUAAUAAGUUGGUCAAGACGUACCAACCACAGUUCGAAAAGCUGAUGGCGCAUGGCAUUACUCGAGAAGUAUACCAAAACCUGCUUGGUCUGGAAUCGUCCACCAUUGCCAAGUACCGCUGGAAAAGAGAUCUCAUUACGAGUUACUCCGUCGAUGAGCUGAAGUACGCGAAAUAUCUGUAUUUCGACAAGUACCUUGAAAACGAGGGAGAACUCAGCAAACUAGAGGAUUGGGCCGUAAAAUUCGUUUGA